GUUGGGCAUGAGCCACUACCUCCAACCAUUGGAAGAAACGUGCUGGGAAGGAAAGUCCUGUACCUGCCUGGCUUCUUCACCUACGCCAGACACAUUAUGGAAGUGGAUGGGAAAAGAGGCCUCUUCCGUGGUCUUACUCCUCGCCUCAUCUCAAGCACUUUAUCAACCAUCACCAGGGGGAGCGUGAAGAAGGCCUUUCCACUGGAAGACAUGGAGCAUGUUUCUAACAAGGAUGAUGUGAAGACCUCCCUUAGGAAAGUAGUGAAGGAGACAUCUCACGAGAUGAUGAUGCAGUGUAUGUCCCGGGUUGUCUCCCAUCCGCUGCAUGUGAUCUCCAUGCGCUGCAUGGUCCAGUUCAUCGGCCGGGAAGUCAAAUACAGCGGUGUGUUCAGCGCCAUUGGCAGGAUAUUUAAGGAAGAAGGGAUCCUGGGAUUCUUUGUUGGUUUAGUCCCUCACAUCCUGGGGGAUGUCAUCUUCCUCUGGUGCUGCAACCUCUUGGCUCACUUCAUCAACACCUACGCAGUGGAUGAUAACUUCAGCCAGGCAUCGGUGAUCCGGAGCUACACAAAAUUUGUGAUGGGGAUCGCUGUGAGCAUGCUGACAUACCCAUUCCUCCUCGUGGGAGACCUCAUGGCAGUGAACAACUGUGGGUUACGCGCCGGCCUCCCUCCCUACGCUCCCGCCUUUGCAUCCUGGAUCCAUUGCUGGAGGUAUCUCAGCGCUCAGGGGCAGCUGUUCCGUGGCUCCAGCCUGCUCUUCCGCAGAGCGCCCAUGCCAGCCGCCUGCUUCCCCAUCGACUGA
Molecule: messenger RNA, 801 nt
Organism: Antrostomus carolinensis (chuck-will's-widow)
Lineage: Eukaryota; Metazoa; Chordata; Aves; Caprimulgiformes; Caprimulgidae
Gene: MTCH1
Product: mitochondrial carrier 1
Exons: 11
Biological process (GO): positive regulation of apoptotic process
Cellular component (GO): membrane; mitochondrion
Source: RefSeq, a predicted model, not a curated record